Messenger RNA from Nerophis ophidion (straightnose pipefish), 2478 nucleotides. Its product is annotated as zinc finger protein 180-like. Gene Ontology annotation, cellular component: transcription regulator complex; PcG protein complex. Lineage: Eukaryota; Metazoa; Chordata; Actinopteri; Syngnathiformes; Syngnathidae. Gene Ontology annotation, biological process: regulation of transcription by RNA polymerase II. Bases 330 to 1613 code for a protein of 427 amino acids. The record is from RefSeq and is a predicted model, not a curated record. The transcript is spliced from 2 exons. Gene Ontology annotation, molecular function: RNA polymerase II cis-regulatory region sequence-specific DNA binding; DNA-binding transcription factor activity, RNA polymerase II-specific.
GUAAACGGAAAGCAGCAGAAGAGAGCAGUACUGCCUUGUAACGUCAAGUGUGCCAAGUGUGCAGGACGCUAAUAAGUCAGUCUUAUUAUUUGUUAUCCAGUUUAUAAUAUUUACGGCGCAUAAAAUACAUCUUUGAUUCAUUAUUUAAGGAUAAAGUGGUCUCGAUGCACUAGAAGCACUGUGCCGCUUCUCGUGCUAUCUUUGCUUGUUAGUUAGCUUAGCUCGCUAGUUAGCUUAGCCUGUUAGCUGCUAACAGAAGACACAGAAGUUAUCAACACAUCGCUAAGUAGAGAUCAAGUGUGAGAGUAAAGUGUUGUGAUUGUGUGAAAAUGUGCGAAAGAAGGAUAGCAAAGUAUGAGGAGGAACUUUGUCUUACAAAAGAGGAGAAGGAGCGACAACAUCAACUACUGGACGCUGUUUUCAAGAAACAUCAAGUUGUGUUACACAGAACAGACAUCGAUGAAGAACAUCUUCCUCAUGAGGAGGAGGAGGAACCACAGUCCCCCCACAUACACGAGGAAGAAAAGGUACCACAUUCCCAACACAUCAAAGAAAAAGGAGAGGAGUCAAAGCCCCCCCACAUUAAAGAGGAAGACGAGACGCCACAGACCCAUAAUGUUAAACUGACCCUUCACAUCAAAGGGCAAGCGGAGGACCCACUCAUCUUACACAUCAAAAAGGAAGAGGAGGACCUACUGACCCCUUACUUUAAGGAGCAAAAGAACCAGCUGAUCCCUCACAUUAAAAGGAAAGAGGAAGAAGAGGACCAAGAGCCGCCGCACAUUAAAGAGGAAGAGGAGGAAGAGGGCAUCAGUCAGCCUAAAUGGUUGGAGGAGUUCCCAGUGACUGGUGUCCCUGUGAAGAGUGAAGAUGAUGAGGUGAAAGGUGAAAGUGAGGAGAGGGGAGGGGGGGAGCCUCCAAGCAGCAGCUCAACACAACACAUGACAACAGAAGCUGAUGGAGACCACUGUGGAGGAUCACAAGCAGACAAGCUCUUAGCUCCACUAUCAGAUAGUGAGGACACAACGUCACACUCUCCUGACACUGAUGAUGAAGACUCUAAAGAUGAUAAGACAUGUCACACUGACAACACUCACUUCACAUCUUCUCACUCUCACAAAACCUUUAAAUAUCCUAGUCUUCUGAAAAGACACAUGAGAACACACACUGGAGAAAAACCUUUUUCUUGUUCACUCUGUAGUAAAGGUUUUACACAAAGUAUCCAUUUGAAAAUACACAUGAGAACACACACUGGUGAAAAACAUUUUUCCUGUUUAAUCUGUGGUAAAGGUUUUACAGAAAGUCAGAGUUUGAAAGUACACAUGAGAAGACACACUGGUGAAAAACCUUUUGUUUGUUCAAUCUGUGGUAAAGGUUUUACUAGCAGUCAAUGUUUGAAAAGACACACAAGAACACACACUGGUGAAAAACCUUUUCCCUGUUCAAUUUGUGGUAAAAGUUUUAGAGAAAGUCGCAAUUUGAAAGUACACACGAGAACACACGCUGGUGAAAAACCUUUUCCCUGUUCAAUUUGUGGUAAAAGUUUUAUAGAAAGUCAGAAUUUGAAAAGACACAUGAGAACACACACUGGUGAAAAAUCACAUUCCUGUUGAAUCUGCAACAGAAGCUUUUGUGACCGAUCAAGCCUUGUAAGACACACGAGAAGACACCCAGGAGAGAAAGUGUUGAGUUGCAGUGUGUGUGGUGAAAGAUUGUCUUCUAAGUACCAGUGUAAGAAACACAAGUGUGCUGGUGAGAACAGCAGCAGCAAAUGAAACUGCAGGAUUUGAAAUAAACUGUCCAGACUUUCAUUUUGACUUUCUAACAACAUCAGCACAUAUAACAUGUGUGACAUUGUUGUUUGUCUAACAAUAUGUUUUAUAUGCUUCUACAUUUAUAGAUUAGAUAUUUUAUAUUAGUGCUUUUUUCAGUCAAGCACAUACAUUAAUAUGCAAUAUUGUGUACUCUUAUUAUAAAAUGGACAGAACAAUUUAAGUAAAAAGGUGGGAGUAAACAGUACGGGAAAUAUUUUACAUGCAAUAAACAUUUUAUGUGUGUGUGUGUAUAUAUAUUCUGUAUAUUCAACAUAUAAUUUUAGACUUAUUCAUAUGAAAUAUGAAAUUAUUACAUAUUUGUAUUUGUAAUUGUUAAUAAUCCCAUAGAUUAUCACCUUUAUAUGAUAUACAUAUGUACUGGUUCACAUCUGAAACAUCUUCUGGACCACUUCAGGAAGCAUAUUAUUAAUUAUUUUAUACAUCGUUUAAACAAUACAAUUUUAAAAUGUGUGACUUUUUGAAUCAUCUGUUGGGUCUCUUUAAUCUAUUUUAUUCAUUGUAUUUUUUACUCUGUAUUAUGAUGAUUGUGUUGUGAUUGUUAUAUAUGUAUGUCCCCAGACCUUUAUGCAGUAUAAAAGUGAGAGAAAAUGGCAGAUUUAUUUGUGGAAGGAUGGCUAAGUUUUUACAUUUGUGGAUAUAUUAA